Messenger RNA from Amphimedon queenslandica, 5140 nucleotides. RefSeq names its product adenylate cyclase type 10-like. The transcript has 27 exons. The record is from RefSeq and is a predicted model, not a curated record. Gene Ontology annotation, biological process: cyclic nucleotide biosynthetic process; intracellular signal transduction. NCBI's taxonomy places the organism in Eukaryota, Metazoa, Porifera, Demospongiae, Haplosclerida, Niphatidae. Gene Ontology annotation, molecular function: oxidoreductase activity, acting on metal ions; protein binding; adenylate cyclase activity. Bases 84 to 5075 code for a protein of 1663 amino acids. Gene Ontology annotation, cellular component: cytoplasm.
AGAGAGCAUCCUAUGCUAAUGAUUGAUCUGCUCUGUUGCCUAGCAACUUAUUGUAUGCAUAAUUAAUAGAUACACGUGUCAUCAUGGCAGCUCCAGAUAAUCGGAUUAUACUCGAGCAGUUAGCAAGCCAUCUUCCAGACUUGAUAGUUCAUCGUUCCUCUUUCCCUGCAGUCCCUGAAACCGUUAAUAAAUAUGGCGUACUGCUCUUUGGGGAUAUCUCUGGCUUUACUGCUCUUUGUGAAAGAUACUGCAGCAGCUCAGAUUCCAAGAAGAAAGGAGCUGAUCAGCUUACAUCAACACUAAAUUUAUACCUCAGUAAAAUUGUGCAAGAGAUAUUAGAUGAUGGUGGUGACAUACUAAAGUUUGCAGGUGAUGCACUAUUAGUCCAUUGGCCCUGCAGCCGACCAGCAGCAGACCAGGUCAUUCAGUACCUGAUAAAGAAGAGUCUUAUAAUGCAAAAGAAAUUUGACAAUUUUCAAACUCCAGACGACAUAGCCCUCAGAUUUAAGAUAGCUCUUAGCAUUGGGAAGACCCACAUUCACUUUAUUGGCAACCAGGACUAUAGGACAUUUGAUAUCACUGGACCAGCAGUUGAUGAAGUGACUGUUGCUCAGUCUGUAGCUAAACCAGGGACAGUUGUAGUAACAAGAGUAGCAUGGGAGAUGUGUAACCAGAAGCUAUACACAGCUGAAGUCAUGGAGCAUGGAUUUAUGCUGGUAUCUGAUGCUAAGGAUGGCUGUGCGUUGCCAACUCAUCAGUUCAAGGAAUUGAUCAAUAGACCAGUGACAACCACUGACAACGACAUGAUGGGAACUGAGAGUAAAGCUGAUUCAAGGAAGGAAUCCUCUAGACUAACUAUGAGAAAAGAAACUAAAGCUUUCCUGCAUAAGCUAUCAACUGAGGCUCAGGAUUGUUUAAGAACAUAUAUCCUCAAGACAGUAAAAUAUAAGGUUGAUCAUGGAUAUGAUGUAUCCUGGCUCUCAGAGCUAAGACAAGUCUCAGUAUUAUUUAUUAAUCUUGAUCCUGACUUUGCACUCCCCUCUGACAUACUCUCCCGUCAAACUAAAGAGCAGACUCUGUUACAGACUGCAUUUGACUGCAUAUACCCCAAUUUAAUAAAAUAUGAUGGUACUUUGAACAAGAUAUUCAUGUUUGACAAGGGAUGUACUUUUCUGUGUAUUUUUGGUCUUCCAUAUGCAAGUCAUGAAGACAACCCAGAGAGAGCAAUAAAGGCAGCUCAGGCCAUAUUCAAUGCACUGGAUGACAUGAGGCUAAGUCAUUAUUCUAUUGGUGUUACAACUGGUGUAGCCUUUUGUGGCGUAGUGGGACAUCCAGAGAGACAUGAAUACACUGUGAUCGGUGACAAGGUCAAUAUGGCUGCUCGAUUAAUGACAAAGUUUCCUGAUGGUCUCACGUGUGAUGAUACCACCCGAUUGAAAUCAAACCUCCCACCAGAAACCUUUGUUCUGGCGCCUCCUGUUAAGUUGAAAGGGAUACCAACUCCCGAGGAUAUUUUUUUUGUAUCUACCAAUGAAAAUGAGGAUGAAAUGAAAGAGGAAAAAAGUGAGAUAUUUGAGUCAAAUGAUUAUGAAAGCCUAGUUGGUCGUAAAAAAGAAAUGGAAAGAUUUGUUAUUGAGCUGCAACACAUGACAGAGCAGACCAAAAGGAAGAGAGGAGCCAUUAUAAUAUCAGGCUCUGGAGGAAUAGGAAAGACUAAACUAUUGAGAGCCAUGAAAGCAAAGGCCUCUAGCAUGGGAUUCAGAGUUAUUUCUGGUAUGGGAGGACUGAUAGAACAGAAUGUUCCCUUUCAUACGGUUAAGACAUUACUGACAAGACUAUUAGGACUGGACACUUUUGGAAGCAUACACGACAAAGAGCAACUGAUACUCCAGCAUAUCACUGAUGAGAAAAUGAGGAAACAUCUACCACUACUCAAUGAUUUACUAGUUUUAAAGUUUCCUCAAAACUCAUUGACACUAAACAUGAGCAACAAGGAGAGACGGACAAACUUGCACAAACUUCUCUUUAGCAUUGUGCAUAAAGAAGCUUUGUCCCAUCCAUUUAUAUUUGGCAUUGACGAUGCUCAUUGCAUUGAUCAAGAGUCUUGGGCCUUCAUCUUAGACUUGGCACUUGAUUCAAAUGCAAUCCUCCUCAUAGCCUCAAGAGCAAUCCCAGAAAGGGACCGUACCCCAGUGAUGGCAAAGAUAUUCAGCCACCCGACCACCAUUAGGUUUCGACUGGAGGGUCUCUCGUUCGAGGAGACCUCGGACUUCAUUUGCCAGUUACAGAACGUCCAAGAAGUUGACAAGAACCUCUUGAAUGUCAUAUACACGCGUAGUCACGGGAGCCCACUCUGGUGUACGGAACUAGUAGACAGCAUGUCCUCUAAUAACGUACUCAAGAUUGUAGAGUACAACAAGGUCAUCGAAGAGAAGCUCGGCUAUGCUCGAGUGACUGUUGGGAUCAAUGAAACAAGGACGAGUGUCGUGAGGUCUUUCAAGCAAAAGAAAUGCGUCAUUAACGAGAUGGUUGGGAUUGAUAAUAUCCCAGUACCAGAGUCAAUGGCUGGCAUUGUUCUCACUCGCAUUGAUAACAUGUCACCUUCUGAGCAAAUGGUACUCAAGUGUGCGGCUAUACUUGGCAACACUUUUCACCGUAAGAUGCUCGAGGCCAUACUACCAAGCAGUAACCUGGAGUCUUUCAAUGAGUCGUUGAACUCACUGGCUGAGGUUGGAAUAAUAGACUGUCUCAUCUCCAUUCAUGUUGAUCAUUAUGGGACCAGAGCUAAAGAAUACCUCUCAGGACUUGAUAUCGACUUGAACCAGUUGGGGUGCUCUUGUCUCGACUUGAGACGAGAUUCAACGAAGAAACAAUCGCAAGGGAACCACUCGCUUGAGUCAUGCCAGCUCCUCCAGUUUGUUCAUUCUUAUAUUCAAGAGACUGCACUGUCUCUGUGGACUGAGAGCCAACUGAAGUCACUUCACGAGACGGCUGCUCUUUAUUUAGAGUCAGAGGCUCACAAGUGCAGUAACUGUGGGGGAGGUAGCUUCAUGUUCACAGCUAGAGCCUCGAGGAGAAGGAGGAAUAGGAAAGGUUAUGAUAAUGGGCUGGAGAUUAGCAAUAGGAGACGGAGGAGAGGGUUCUCGAUGGAAAGGAGAAUGAGUCAAAUGAUGAGAGACAUUACUAAAAGGAAUCGUAGAUCGACUGUGAGUCCAUUAAUACAUAGACCAUCCAUUGCAACUGAAGACGCCUCUCAAAGACCAUCCAUUCAACCAUCCAUUCCACCAUCCUUUAUAGAAGAAGACAUUGACGAACUGGCUGAGGAGCUGAUGAAUCCAACCGGCAAUCCAAGGAGAGGGUCACUUGCACUCCCAGACUUAGAGUCUUACAUUGAGCAGCCUCGUAGGAUAUCCAUUCUGUCUGUAAAUAAUGAAAUAAUUCACAUUGAGAAUGAGUCUACUCAGAAACCAAUGGUCGGUGCCCUACUAGAGGAGGACGAAUUGAGUGAAGUACAUGCUCAUCAUAGUGAGGACGAGGUGGUUAAAGAGCCUGAAGUUGCUAAUUUUCAGAAUUGUCAUUGCGAUGAAGUGUUGGCUGAUGUAUACCCUCAGCUAGUCUAUCACUGGAGACUAGCAGGAAACCAACCAAAAACUGUUCACUAUCUCAUUGAGGCUGCAAUUGCUUCACUGGUCACUUUCAAUAAUAUGGAAGCAAUCUCUUUCCUGGAAGAGGCAGAGCAGAUUCUUUGUGAUGGAGGGAUUUGUGAGGAAGACUUUGGUCAGUUGCAAAGGGCCAAGCUUCAGUCACUCUUAGGACAAGCUUACUUUCAGUCUGGUCAGAUCAAUGAGUGUCUGGCCUAUAUUCAGAAAGCACUCUCAAUACUGAAUGCUCAGCUACCCACAAACAAGAUAGGAGUUUUAGUGAGUUUCCUAGGGCAGACAUCAAGGCAAUACUUUCACAUCAAGCAUCCCCAAAGAUACAUACAAACAAAGCAUGACCAGGAGUCUGACAUGUACCUGGAGAAGUCUCGCUGUAUGGCUCAGAUGGUUCAUGUUUAUCAUCUCCAGCACAAACCUCUCAAUGCUUUUGUUGCUGCACUCUCUCAGCUGAACACUGCAGAGGAGGCUCAGGAAGACAUACAUGAGCUUCUAGCAUCAUAUGCUGCUGUCAUUGAAUGCUGUCAGAAAUUCAAUUUCAAGAGGUUGGGGAACAUUUAUGUUAAGAAAUCUCUCUUUUUAUGUUUCUGCACUGAUUUUGGUAUAGAUGACUUAUCCACGUGUGCACAUGUACUCAAUGUUGCCCUCAAUAUGAAGCUAUGCCAGGGAAACCUCAUUGAAGCUAUGGAUAUUGGAAAUUUGGCGGUAAGAUUGACUAGUAGGAUUCAUCUUGAUUCUCUGAAGCUGGUGACACUUCCUUUGCUCUUUUAUGCCAAUUUACUUUCAUUAAAAAAAGAGGAUAGUCACGAGAAUUUAAAAAGUAUUAAAGAAAUUUCUGGAAGGUCAAAAGAUCUUAGAACAAAAGCGCUUCAUGACUGUUGCGAGUUUGAUGCAUUGUUGGAAUUAGGAUUGUAUGUUGACCAGCAAGAUAAAAUUGCAAAGGAUGCACAAACGUUUUAUUGUUCUGGGGAAAUGUAUCAUUUUGAUGAUGCUGAGAGAUUCUUUCUAACAUCAUGUAUUGCAUUAUGGCAUAGCAGAGGAAGCAGUGCUUAUGCAACUAGGUUUACAGAAGAUGCAAGAUCACUGCAUCUGACCGAGUUUCGAACGUUCUUUAGCGUCCAAGCUCUUACAAAAUACAUUGAGUGCAUCCUGGAACAAUAUCUAAUGGAACAGGAUAACAGACAGUUUAAGCAAGAGUCUGAAAAGGAUUUAAAGAAACUUAAAUCACUUCUGGGACGAUUUCCAGUUUUUAAACCACGAUACCUACUCCUUGAAGCAACUUAUUACUAUGCCAGAAGAAAGAAAGGGAAAUGUUAUUCGAGUCUUAAGAAAGCUCUCUCUUUAGGAGAGACUUUUGACUGUUAUAUAGAUAUUCAAAGAGCAAAUACUUGCAUGGAGAAAUGGUUUUCAUCUGUCUGAAUAAUAAUAAUUAUUAAUUCAAUGUAAAUUUUGCAUAGAAAAAAUAAUUUUGUUCGACGACCCCA